Messenger RNA from Alternaria atra, 1341 nucleotides. RefSeq lists its product as uncharacterized. NCBI's taxonomy places the organism in Eukaryota, Fungi, Ascomycota, Dothideomycetes, Pleosporales, Pleosporaceae. Gene Ontology annotation, molecular function: hydrolase activity, hydrolyzing O-glycosyl compounds. The transcript is spliced from 4 exons. Bases 1 to 1341 code for a protein of 446 amino acids. The record is from RefSeq and is a predicted model, not a curated record. Gene Ontology annotation, biological process: carbohydrate metabolic process.
AUGCGCUUUCUCUGUCUGCUAGGCUUUAGCCUGUCCGCUUCAAUAGCGAAUGCGACACUUCAGAUCGUACCCGGUGCGACUUGGACAGCAACCAACACAGGUCAGCACAUACAGGCUCAUGGCGCCGGCAUUAUCAAGGAUGGCGGAAAGUGGUAUUGGGUUGGCGAAGACAAAACAAACGGGACAGCUUUCACAAACAUCAACUGCUAUUCAUCCACUAACCUUGUGGAGUGGUCUUAUGAAGGUGCUCUGAUCUCGCGCACUGCAUCCGGAGAUACAGGACCCAAUCGCGUUAUCGAGAGACCAAAGGUUGUGUACAACAAGCAGACGGGCAAGUAUGUUUUAUGGGCGCAUAUCGAUAGCGCCAACUAUGGUGAGGCGAAGAUUGGUGUCGCAAUUGGAGACAGCGUCUGCGGAAAAUACACGUACCUGCGAAGCGAGAGACCAUUGGGCUUCGAGAGUAGAGACUCGGGCGUGUUCGUUGAUGAUGACGGCAAAGGCUACCUACUCACGGAAGACCGCAGCAACGGCUUACGCAUCAACGCACUUUCCGAUGACUAUCUCAACGUUACUAGGAAUGUCUACGUCUGGAAAGAGAAAUACGAGUCCCCAGCCCUCAUCAAACAUGAAGGUGUUUACUUCAUGUUCGCCUCACAGCUUACCGGAUGGAACCCAAACGACAACUACUACAGCACAUCAACAUCGCUCUCAGGUCCAUGGUCUUUCUGGAAAAAGUUUGCAGACUCUGGAUCAAAUACGUACGCUUCUCAAACAACCUUUGUAUUGCCUGUCGGGAAUGGAUACGUGUACAUGGGCGAUCGAUGGCAAAGUGAGAAUUUGAUGAGAAGCACAUAUGUGUGGCUACCGCUUCAAAUAUCCGGGACUACUGCUAGCAUGAAGAACACAGUCAAUUGGAUUCUUGACCCCAAUACUGGGGCUACUACCUCUGGUCCCGAAGAAACCUCCUACGAAGGUGAGAACGCAAACCUUACCGACGGUGCCAAAUCUCAGGCCUGCUCCACUUGCUCUGGCUCCAAAGCAGCUGGAUACAUUGGCGGCACGGCAUCCGGCACCAUCGCGUUUCCCAACAUCCAGUCUUCAGCAACAACUCGCACGACGAUGAGGAUCAAGCAUCUCAAUGGCGAUAAGGGUCAAAGGUAUGCAAAUAUCAGCGUGAAUGGGAAGACGCAGAGAGUAGCCUUUCUGCCACAUGGGGGAGGCGAUCCAGCAAGUUCGGUGGUACACGUCGAUUUGAAACAGGGUUCGAACGAAGUCAAGGUUGGCGGUAUCAAUGGAGGCUGGGGACCGGAUAUCGAUAGGAUCUUUGUUCCAGUCAGGUGA